GAGUUUAAUCAGUAAUCGACAAUGUGGCGAGCAGUAACAAAUAUCGUGAUAUUGGGGCUUUGCCUCACCUCGUUAGCUUCGGCUGCGAACUCCUGGUACAAGAAUAGUUUGAUCUAUCAGAUCUAUCCUAGAAGCUUUAAAGAUAGCAAUGGCGACGGUAUUGGUGAUUUGAAUGGUAUUACCAGCAAAUUGGAGCAUAUCGCGGAGAUUGGCGCGGAUGCUCUUUGGUUAUCGCCGAUUUAUACCAGCCCUCAAGCUGAUUUCGGUUACGAUAUUGCCAAUUUCACAGACGUCAAUCCAGAAUACGGUACUCUGGAUGACUUUGACAAACUUGUGGCAAAAGCAAAGUCACUCGGUCUUAAGGUAAUUCUUGAUUACGUGCCAAAUCACAGCUCACACGAGCACGAGUGGUUUAAGAAGAGCGUACAAAAAAUCAAGCCUUACGAUGACUAUUAUAUUUGGCGGAAUGCAACAUACGUUAAUGGUACGAGGCAACCACCCAACAAUUGGCUCUCCGUUUUUGGAGGUUCAGCAUGGGAAUGGAAUGACCAACGUGAACAAUAUUACUUCCAUCAAUUCGUUGCUGGUCAGCCAGAUUUGAACUACCGUAACAAGGAUUUGGAUCAAGAGAUGAAGGAUGUUUACUCUUUCUGGAUGGACCGUGGAGUCGAGGGAUUCCGUAUCGAUGCGAUUAACCAUAUGUUCGAGGAUCCGAGAUUCCUGGAUGAACCAUCAGCUAAUCGUCCUGACUUGCCGCCAGAUGACUACGAUACUCUCGAUCAUAUCUACACCAAAAAUCUUAACGAGACCUAUGACGUACUUGCAAGCUGGAGAAAGUUACUCGAUCAACACUCUAAUAAAACCAAAGGCGAUUAUAAGAUGUUCCUUACCGAAGCUUACACAGACUUUGAUCUUACAGUGAGAUACUACAAAUCUGGUUCUACUGUACCAUUCAACUUUAUGUUCUUAGGAGAUCUUAAUAAUGCAUCUUCAGCCCCUGAUUUCAAGCGUUUUAUCGAUCGUUGGAUGAAUAAUAUUCCUUCAAAAGACUACGUUGCCAACUGGGUGGUCGGCAAUCAUGACAACCACCGAGCUGCUAGUAGAUUCGGAAAGGAACGAGCCGAUGAGUUGAAUAUCCUGUCCAUAAUUCUACCUGGUGUAUCUGUCGUUUAUAACGGCGACGAAAUUGGUAUGCUGGAUAGAGAUUUCACUUAUGAAGAAACAGUCGAUCCAGCUGGUUGUCAAGCAGGUCCAGAUAGAUACUAUCUUAAAUCGAGAGAUCCAGAAAGGACACCGUUCCAAUGGGACAACAGUACGAGUGCUGGUUUCUCUACGAGUAACAAAACAUGGUUACCGGUUCAUAGCAACUACAAGACCUUGAACUUGGCAGUACAAAAAAGUAGUCUUAGAUCCCAUUAUAAGGUAUUCAAGGCUUUGGCUGCUUUGAAGAAAAAGCCUAUUAUCGCGCAUGGAUCCCUCGAAGUUAUCCUUGUUACCGAGAAAGUUUUGGGCAUUGUACGCAGACUUCCAGGAUCAACGGUAGUCGUAUUAGUUAAUUUCUCAAAGUCUGCUGUUCAGGUCGAUGCCAGAACAUGGUUGAACGUACCCGAACAACUGGUUGUUUAUACUGCCAGUGUUGGAUCUAACAUCAAUAGUGGUACCAGAAUCAAAACAUCUUCUUAUGUUUUACCUGGAACUGCUUCCGUUGUUCUCGUAUCUCCAAAUUUAUUGUAAUAUUAGUUAAAGAAAAUUUAAAUGUGAGAAGUAAUUUUAUCGAUUGUUAAACAAGAAUAAAAAGUAUUGAAUUAUCUAAUAUUACUUUUUAAUUUCAUUGUAUUGAUGAAUCUUUCUCAUUUGUUUUAAUUUAUAAAUAAAUAAAUACAAUAAUCUACGGUUUACAUAA
Molecule: messenger RNA, 1903 nt
Organism: Vespula vulgaris
Lineage: Eukaryota; Metazoa; Arthropoda; Insecta; Hymenoptera; Vespidae
Product: maltase 1-like
Exons: 1
Coding region: 22-1734 (570 amino acids)
Biological process (GO): carbohydrate metabolic process
Source: RefSeq, a predicted model, not a curated record